CAUCUAUAUCAGUGUUUGUCUCCUCCUAAUCCUAUCACCAUUAAUCCAUUAUAUUCCACACCAAAAAUUAAAGAUGGAUGAGUCUUGGCGCAAGAGCAUGGCAAUCACCGGGAUGGGUGGCACCGGUACGGCUCUAGAACCCGAAGACUUCAAUGAUGUAUUCGGGGGCCCGCCAAGAAGUGUACUAGCAAGGAAAAUGUCUGCUGACUUCUCUAGUAAUGAUUUGUUUUACAAUGAGAUUUUUAGGCCUUGUUCAGAAAUGGAGUCACCGGGUAUUAUUUCAGGUCGAAGGUUGCCGGAGUUUGUGAUCCCUGAAAACAUACAAUCUAAAAGGAAGCAGAUGAUGAAAUCCAUGUGUAGAUCAAAGUCUACUUCUUCAUCUGUUAUGAGUUUUGAUGAGCUUAAUCAACUUAAUAACUUUCGGAAUGCCGCGGUUAUUGUUGAGGAAGAUGUUGCUCUUGCGUCUUACACUUCCAAUCUCAGGCCACUAAAUAUGCCAAGUAGAUGUACCGCAUCCACAUUGUCCAUGCCCAAAAACAAUGAGAUGAAGCAAGAUUUACCGGGCUUUGCAUGGUCUAACGUUGUACCCUAUUUUGGCAACGAUAAGUUCAAUGCAGAUGACAUGAUACAAAACUUGGGGUAUUCCCGAACCGGUACUCCACAAACAACCAACUUGGAGAACAUCGGUAUCGAAUGUAUUGGUGAAUAUGAUGUGCAACUCUUGUCCAAUUCACCAAUUGUAAAUUAUGUUGGUAAUCAAGUGAAUUAUGAAAUUGGUGAAACUAACAACUCUGAAGCGAGCGAUAUUGUUGAAGCCAUCGCUUGGGCCAAGGAGAAAUUUCAAGGUUUGAGCUCUAAUAAUGAUACACAUGGAUUUAUUAAAGAACAACAGAAUCAUUAUUUUACACUAAAUGGUGCAACAUAAAUAACUUUAUUUUCUGUGUUUCUGUCACUAUGUUUCAACCUAUUUCAUCAGCUUCAAAUGUAUCUAUCUUUUUAUUUGCUCUUAUGAUUGUAUAAAGUUUCUGUUUCACUUUUCAUCCAUAGAUUUUUGAAAAUAAAUACUUUAUUCAUUUUUUUUU
This is a messenger RNA of Spinacia oleracea (spinach), 1082 nucleotides long. RefSeq lists its product as uncharacterized. The record is from RefSeq and is a predicted model, not a curated record. The transcript has 2 exons. Lineage: Eukaryota; Viridiplantae; Streptophyta; Magnoliopsida; Caryophyllales; Amaranthaceae. The coding region runs from base 74 to 925 and encodes 283 amino acids.